This is a messenger RNA of Daphnia pulicaria, 590 nucleotides long. RefSeq lists its product as uncharacterized. The coding region runs from base 103 to 561 and encodes 152 amino acids. Lineage: Eukaryota; Metazoa; Arthropoda; Branchiopoda; Diplostraca; Daphniidae. The transcript is spliced from 2 exons. The record is from RefSeq and is a predicted model, not a curated record.
AUCAAAUUAUUUAUUGUAACUCGUCAACACUGAUUCCCAGAGCAGUUAUUUAUACACUUAUUUGUAUAUAUUAUCCCCACCACAUUGGACUGCUUGGAAACAAUGUCGUACGAACAGUAUCAGACUCAUGGCGCCCAAAAUGAAUCUUUUCAAGUUGGCACGUUUCUCCCUUAUUCUAAUGCCGAAACUUUUCUCCAACAGCCAUGUGUCGGUGCACCUUUAUUUCAUCCAGCAAGAGAAGAUGGGCUGUCACAUGUGGAAAUGACUGAUGCUGUCGACUACUUUAGUACAAAUAGCCACUAUCAGCCCAUCCCUUUGAAUACUGACCAUGAUCGUGCUGCUGGUGAAGUUGCAGCCUACAAUCUCUAUGAAGCCAAUCAGAACUAUGCUUGCUGGAAUGAGCCAUUCACUAAAGCCAAUUUCGUGCAGUUUGUUCCUUCAGUUAACACCUACACCGUUUCAUCUGUGAUGCCCACAACACCAGACAUCUCUACUUCCUUUAUGUCGAUAAGGCCAAAGCAUCAAGUGGAAGGAGUAGACCCAAUGAUACUGCCCACUUAAAUUGAUGAAAACCUGAAGACAAGUCAAGU